CUAGAUUCAUCGUUGGAUCCACGAUCGAAGGUUGUUCGCAUGAUGUUGCGCGCCGCCGCGAAUUCGUGAUUCUUCGGGGUAAGUGCGAGGGGAAAUAAACAUAAAGAGAGCGGUGGAGUGGUGUGACAAUAGCGCGCGUUCAACAAUGUCGUCGGCGAGUAAAAAGGCGAAGGAGAUAGAAGAUCCAGGUUCGGGUGAAGGAGUCGAGGCUCGAGAUUAUGACAUUGAAAUACAGAAGACACUUGAAGAAAUAGAUGGAUGUCAGAAUCAAAUCGAUGGCUUGAACGAGAAGGCCAGUGACGAGAUUCUCGAAGUCGAGAAAAAGUACAAUAAAUUGCGUAAACCUUACUUUCAAAAACGUAACGAUAUUAUCAAGAGGAUACCCAACUUUUGGGUCACUGCUUUUGUAAACAACAAAGAAAUAGCUGAAAUAUUGGAAGAAGAUGAAGAAGAUGCACUACGGUUUUUGAAUAAAUUAGAGGUUGAAGAAUUUGAAGACAUUAAAUCUGGUUAUAGAAUUAAUUUUCACUUUGAUGAGAAUCCAUAUUUCGAAAAUGAGGUUCUCACUAAAGAGUUUCAUCUAGGUUCUUCCGGAGAUCCAGCAUCCCAAAGUACGCCUAUUCGUUGGAAAGAAGGAGCAGAUUUAACAAAACGUGCAAAAACAAAAACACCUUUAAAGGGUCGUAAGAGGCCACUCAAACAUAGAUCAUUCUUUGAUUGGUUCACGGAUCAUGGUGAUCCUAGUUCAGAUGAAAUAGCUGAAUUAAUCAAAGAUGAUAUGUGGCCUAAUCCUUUGCAGUAUUAUCUAGCUCCAGAUAUUGAUAUUGAAAAUGGUGUUGAGGGUGAUGGCGAGGAUUGUGAAACAGAGGAAGAAGAAGAAGAAGAAGAUGGUGGUGGAGAUGAUGGCGAUGAAGGAGGUGAAGGAGAAGAGGGAGAUGAUAGCAUAGUAGUAGUUGAAGAUGACGUAGAUGAAGAAGAUGAAGAAGAGGAGGCUGUGCAUGAUGAAGAUGAUGGUGUAAAUGAAGAGGAUGAUUUACUUGUAGAUGAUGAAGCGGAUCGUGAAGGUAUUUUUAAAAAUGGUGAUGGAGAAGAACCAGAAUAGAAUUAAAAUUUGAACUCUAUAAUCAGUCGUCAUUGCUGAAAUUGUGAAAGCAUCAAGGAACUUGAAUCCUCGAUUGAUCGAGAACAAAGAAAGUUUGUCGAACUAAAAACAUUAAGCCAUAU
Vespa mandarinia (Asian giant hornet) is the source of this 1224-nucleotide messenger RNA. RefSeq names its product NAP domain-containing protein SET (gene Set). Gene Ontology annotation, biological process: nucleosome assembly. Gene Ontology annotation, cellular component: nucleus. NCBI's taxonomy places the organism in Eukaryota, Metazoa, Arthropoda, Insecta, Hymenoptera, Vespidae. The record is from RefSeq and is a predicted model, not a curated record.